CGUGUGCGAGAUUCUGUGACAAAGCAUGACUCUGAAGAAAUAUGAAAUGAAAGUUUGGAUUAUUCGCUGUUUUCAUAUUUAUAAUUUAAUCACUUACAUUACAAAUAUUGCAUACACAAGGCAUUCGGCUCUUUGCUGCAGAUAGGACGAAUCGAAUAAUUUAAAUAUUUAGCACAGAUUACACCGAACUCGUCAGUCUGACAGUAACUACCGAACAAUUCGCAAGUCAGCGGAGAGCCAGCCUUCAAACACUACAUUUGUUCAACUGGAAAAUUUUCGAAAGAGUUUCAUUUAAAUAUUCAAUAUGUCUUUUAAAGUGGAAGCAGUGCCGUCGCCAAAAUCGAUUCUCGGCGAAGGCCCGCAUUGGGAUGAGCAAUUACAAAGUUUGUUUUACAAUGAUAUUUACGGUACCGAAGCAUCAAUUCUGCGAUACGAUUUCAAAGAGAAUAAAACCUAUUCGGCGAAAAUCGAUGGAGAAAAAAUUGUAGGUUUUAUAAUCCCAGUUGCCAACACAACGAAAACAUGUGAACUUGAUGAAUACGCUGUAGGAAUUUGUCGUCGUGUUGGAAUCGUGCACUGGGAUGGAAAAUCACCGAAAGCAUUGCUUGGCCCAAUUGCUUUCGAAGUUGAAGAUGACAAACCUGAAAAUCGUUUCAACGACGCCAAAGCUGAUCCAGUUGGACGAUUUUACGGAGGUACGAUGCGCCAAGAAUCUAAAGGUGAUCUUUUCGAUGUGGCGGCUGGCACAUUCUAUAAAUAUAUCAAAGGCGAUGGCGUAUAUGAACUACUUCACGGCAUUUACGUUUCAAACGGUAUGGCAUGGAAUGAAAGUACUAACAAAUUUUACUACAUCGACUCAUGCAAAUUUAAUGUGAGAGAAUACGAUUGGGAUCCAAGCACGGGUGACAUUUCGAAUGAGCGCAUAGCGAUUGAUUUCAAAGUGAAUGGUAAAAAUCCCCCAUUUAUACCGGAUGGAAUGACAAUUGAUACUUACGGAAAUCUAUAUGUCGCAACUUAUGGUGGAUCUAAAGUGCUUAAAGUUGACCCAAAGAAAGGGAAAAUUGUUUUAGAAAUUCCAAUCCCAGCACGACAAGUCACUAGUGUGUGUUUCGGUGGGCCAAAUUUGGAUAUUUUAUAUGUGACAUCGGCUUCAGCUCCUACAAAUGCUGCGGCUAUUGGUUUACAUCCAGAUGACAAACAAUCUGAAUUGGAUGGUCGUCUGUUCAAAGUCACUGGUUUGGGCGUUAAAGGCUUUCCAGGUGUUAGAGUUCGCGUUUAAAUUUCUUUACUGAUAAUUCGAAUUUAAUAGCAUGGUGCGAAUGACAAUGUAGAGUUGAACAUGCAAUUGACAUAUCGAAAUUCUAAUCUCAAAUGGAAUCGCUUUUAUUGUUGUUCGAAUACUUUUAAGAAAAAUCAAAUAAAUCGAUCACGUUAAAUAUAUAA
Molecule: messenger RNA, 1443 nt
Organism: Sitodiplosis mosellana (orange wheat blossom midge)
Lineage: Eukaryota; Metazoa; Arthropoda; Insecta; Diptera; Cecidomyiidae
Product: regucalcin-like
Exons: 5
Coding region: 305-1279 (324 amino acids)
Biological process (GO): L-ascorbic acid biosynthetic process
Molecular function (GO): gluconolactonase activity; calcium ion binding
Source: RefSeq, a predicted model, not a curated record